Molecule: messenger RNA, 2275 nt
Organism: Camarhynchus parvulus
Lineage: Eukaryota; Metazoa; Chordata; Aves; Passeriformes; Thraupidae
Gene: STC1
Product: stanniocalcin 1
Exons: 4
Coding region: 33-776 (247 amino acids)
Biological process (GO): intracellular calcium ion homeostasis
Cellular component (GO): extracellular region
Molecular function (GO): hormone activity
Source: RefSeq, a predicted model, not a curated record
CAACCCCACACUUAGCGGAAACUUGUCAAAGAAUGCUCCUAAAUUCUGGUUUUCUCCUGCUGCUGCUGAUCAGUGCAUCCGCAUCCUACGAAGCUGAGCAGAAUGACUCUGUGAGCCCCAGGAAAGCGCGGGUGGCAGCGCAGAACUCAGCCGAGGUGGUUCGGUGCCUGAACAGUGCCCUCCAGGUGGGCUGCGGAGCCUUCGCCUGCCUGGAGAACUCCACGUGCGACACGGACGGGAUGUACGACAUCUGCAAAUCCUUCCUCUACAGCGCUGCUAAAUUCGACACUCAGGGAAAAGCGUUCGUGAAGGAGAGCCUGAAGUGCAUCGCCAACGGGGUGACCUCCAAGGUGUUCCUGGCCAUCCGCAGGUGCUCCACGUUCCAGAGGAUGAUCUCGGAGGUGCAGGAGGAGUGCUACAGCAAGCUGGACCUGUGCGGCAUCGCCCGCCGCAACCCCGAGGCCAUCACCGAGGUGGUGCAGCUCCCAAACCUCUUCUCCAACCGGUAUUACAACAAGCUGGUUCGGAGCCUGCUGGAGUGUGACGAGGACACGGUGAGCACCAUCAAGGAGAGCCUGAUGGAGAAGCUGGGCCCCAACAUGGCCAGCCUGUUCCACCUGCUGCAGAGGGACCACUGCGCCCAGGGCCACCCUCGCGCCGAGCUGCUGCGCAGGAGGCUCUCGGAGCCCCAGAAGCUGAAGCUGCUGCUCAGGAACCUGCGAGGUGAGGGCUCCACAACCGCCCACGCCAAGCGCGGCUCCGCCGAGCGCGCCUGACCGGGCCGGGCAGGCCGAGCACGACCAAAGCUGAGGGCUCUGCUCCAGGAGUGCUGCACCCAAAGCCAGCGGACUGUAGGUGUUGUAACCCCCAGGAGCUGGGUUUAGUUCCUUAGGGCUCGUUUAGUUAGUUCAUCUUCUCUGUUCCUCCCCAACAACACUUCUGCAUGGGUCUGUGUUCGGUGUCGUGGCUUUCCCGCCAGCCAGACGGCUCUGUCUCUUCUCUUCCCCACAAAAAAUCUGUUAUCCCAAAAAAUCUUAGUCUUUAGUAGAUCCCUACAGUGGUCAGGCCUUCAGGCGCCAAACUCCCAACGUCUGGAGGCUGAGUUUUGUCCCAAACUGUUGUGCUGACACCAGCCAGGCCUGAGGUUCGGCACUGAGGGGAGGAGCCGCUCCUCUCCUGCCAGUGACGAAAGAUGCACUAACAACUCCCACAAAUCCUAAAAACACUCGUGGGAUUCAUGUCAUGAAUCUGUGCUGGCCAUGGACGAGCAUGGAUGUCACGUUCCUGGUCCUGUAGUGUCACCCUCAGCCCUGAUCCUCCCAGCAGAGUGCUGUGAACACAUUUAAGUCAGGAUUUACCAAACUCUCUGCAUGGUUUAGUCACCAGGGCCUGGCACCACGGUGCGAAAUGAGCUCAAACCACCCCACAAAGCCCAAAAGCAGGAGAGGGACGUGUUCUACCAUGGAAAGAGGUUGUGGCUGCAGCUGGUCAGGAGGUCCCAUAAUCGCGUGUUGUAUUUCAAAGCUCACAUCUUUGUACUGUAUUUAACUGCCUGAAGCUUUAAACCAAGCCUAACAGAAACAAAGCCUGUCUUAAGAUUAGAGUAUUAAAGGCCUUGCUCUAACUGUGGUAUAAAUAGUGCUAAAAUCUGUCUGUACUGUACAUAAACUCCACCAGAGUCUGCUUCAAAGGAGCAGUACAGGUUAACUUUAAUUGCCUAAAUUGAGUUUUGUAAGUCAGCUCUUUCAUUAUUAUUAUUAUUAUUAUUAUUAUUAUUAUUAUUAUUAUUAUUGCUUUUUUUUUCCUGGAAGCAGCACCUCUGUCAUAGUCAGGAGUUCACAUUCCACUCUGUGGCCUUUUAAGAAAGGAAGAGGGGAAAGGUUUAGGAUGGGAAUCGCAGGACCAGGAACAGCCUUUCAGAGCUGAAAUUGAGGCAAAAUCCAUAAAAACCCAAGAGCAGGCUGGUCAGUCCUGCCCCCACAGGGCGGCCAGGAAAUGCACUUAGACACAGGGCAGAGCUGCUGGGAAUUCUGGAAUUCUCAGAUCCUUUGGGAAUCUCAUGGGGCAAAAUUCCCAUCAGGAUUUCUGUGGCAAGGCAGGGAAAAUCCAUAAUUCUCUCAAGCUCCAGCAGGAAAGCUGAGGACACAAUGAAUGCUCUGGGAGCUGCCUUUCCUCCUCCCUCCUCCUCCUCCUCAGCGGGCUCUGGGAAGAGGAGCAGAGCUGGAGACCCCAAAGCUGCUCCCCACAGCACAGCCAGGCCCUGGUGAGCCCAAAA